AAAUCUACCUUAUAUUGCAUUAAAAUUAAAUUCUUUUAAACCCAAACGGAGAAAGGAGAAGAAAGAACAAAAACCCACACUGAACUGUAUCCAGUUUUGGUGAAAGCUGAGAAGCUGAAUAACCAAUUAAUGGCUUCUGAAACAUCUCCUUCUCCGAAGAUCCUUCUAGCAAAGCCUGGACUCGUCGCCGGCGGUCCCGUCACCGGUAAAUUUUCCCGUGGCGGAGCCGCCGACGAUGAAGCUGCGCAGCUCCGUUCUCGUCUUCCUUCCGUUGCAUCUCUCAACCUUCUCUCCGAUUCCUGGGAUUUCCACAUCGAUCGCUUUCUCCCUUUUUUGACUGAGAAUACUGAUUUCACUGUGAUUGGGGUGAUUGGGCCAUCUGGAGCUGGAAAAUCAACUAUUAUGAACGAAAUUUAUGGUUUUGAUUCAACUUCACCUGGGAUGCUACCACCUUUUUCCACACAGUCUGAAGAGACCAGAGCCAUGGCAAGGCAUUGUUCUACUGGCAUUGAACCUAGGGUAUCUUCUGAACGUAUUAUUCUUCUUGAUACUCAGCCUGUGUUUAGUGCUUCGGUUUUAGCCGAGAUGAUGAGACCGGAUGGCUCUUCGACGAUUUCAGUGAUAACUGGAGAAUCACUGUCAGCUGAAUUGGCUCAUGAGAUUAUGAAUAUUCAGCUUGCUGUUCUACUUGCAUCUAUAUGCCAUGUUGUGCUGGUGGUGUCAGAUGGAGUUCAUGAUGAUAGCAUGUGGCAUUUGACGUUGACGGCUGACUUGUUGAAGCAUGGGAUACCAGACCCAUCCUUGCCGGCUUCAUCACUUUCCCAGAGCUCUAAUUUGGGGCUUGAAAAAGAUUACAAAGUUCCUGAACGUGAAGAGUACAUGGCUACCCCUGUUUUUGUACACACCAAGUUGCAUGAGCAAGACUUUACUCCCAAAAAUGUUGUGCAGUUGAGAAGGGCACUUUUGCAGUAUUUCAAAGCAUCCUCAUUUGCCAGAGAACACACUGGAAGCAAGCCUGGGGAGCAACAUGCAAGUAAUAUGGAUUCUGGCAUGCUAAAUAUGCAUGCAAUCCCAUUCAAGCAAAAGGAAGAAAACCCAAGAGCUCGGCAUGAAAGUUACAUAUCUGCAUUAUGGAAAUUACGGGAUCAGAUUUUGUCGAUGAAGCCGCCAUCUUUCGUGAGACCUGUGUCUGAGCGUGAAUGGUUGAAGAAUUCAGUCAAAAUAUGGGAACAAAUAAAGAGUUCCCCAACCAUAUUGGAUUACUGCAGAACGCUACAACAUUCUGGCAUGUUUAGGAGGUAGAUAGAAAGAAGAAAUAUUCCAGUCACCUGAUUGUAAUGAAAUAUGUAGCAGCUGGUAAGGAAGAUGGCUUUAUGGUAGGAACUGUCUGAGACUGGUCUUUUUCAAG
Arachis ipaensis is the source of this 1408-nucleotide messenger RNA. RefSeq lists its product as uncharacterized. The record is from RefSeq and is a predicted model, not a curated record. Gene Ontology annotation, biological process: nuclear-transcribed mRNA catabolic process, nonsense-mediated decay. Lineage: Eukaryota; Viridiplantae; Streptophyta; Magnoliopsida; Fabales; Fabaceae.